AUGGAUGAUUAUGAAGAAAAUAAGGACAUGUGUCCUAUCUGUAAAACUGAUAGAUAUUUAUCACCAGAUGUGAAAUUCUUAGUCAAUCCUGAAUGUUAUCAUAAAAUUUGUGAAUCAUGUGUAGAUCGUAUCUUUAGUUUGGGUCCAGCUCAAUGUCCAUAUAAGAAUUGUAGUAAAAUUUUAAGAAAAAAUAAAUUUAAGACUCAAAUUUUUGAUGACGUUGCUGUAGAAAAAGAAGUUGAUAUUAGAAAAAGAGUCUUUAAUGUAUUUAAUAAAACGUUAAAGGAUUUUGAUAACAAUUUGGAUGAAUUCAAUAAAUAUUUAGAAGAAAUUGAAGAUAUGGUCUAUAAUUUAGAUCAUGGUAUUGAUGUUGCAAAGACAGAAGAAAAAGUUCGUACAUACGAAGAGUUAAAUAAGCAAUUGAUUAUAGCCAAUAUUGAAAGAAAUAAAGAAGAUCUAGAAAACUUUCAGCAAAGAGAACAAUUCGAAAAGGAAAUUAAACUGAAAAAGAGAAUGCUAGAGAAACAAAUAAGAGAAGAAGAUCGUUCAAAUAAAGAAUGGGUGAAGAAAGAAAUUGUAAAUAGAUUGGAAAAGGAUGAAAAUGAGGAUGUGGAUGAUGUAAUUAAAGGUGUUAAAAAUACUGUUAAAUUGAAAAAAUCUUCUGCUCGUAGAAAAUUGGAGGAAUUAAACAGAGUAUUGAAGAACAAUCCUUACAUAAAUUCAAAUUCUAAAAGCAGAAAUAAAGAUAAAACCCCAUUCACACCUUUCAAUGGUGAUAAGGAUAUUCACCCAAGAUACAAAUUAGACAAAGAAGCUUAUAAUGACCCAUUCAUUAAAGGGUUGUCUACAAGAAAGGAGUUUAUUGCUUCUGGGUUUAGAUCGGAAUAUAUUUACGCAAGAGUCCUUACAGAAGCUUUUAUGGGCUUAGGCUGUGUAAUAAAUGAAGAAUUGCAAGCAACUUAA
Henningerozyma blattae CBS 6284 is the source of this 963-nucleotide messenger RNA. RefSeq names its product TFIIH/NER complex subunit TFB3 (gene TFB3). The transcript is spliced from 2 exons. Bases 1 to 963 code for a protein of 320 amino acids. Gene Ontology annotation, biological process: regulation of transcription by RNA polymerase II; positive regulation of cyclin-dependent protein serine/threonine kinase activity; nucleotide-excision repair. The record is from RefSeq and is a predicted model, not a curated record. Gene Ontology annotation, molecular function: cyclin-dependent protein serine/threonine kinase activator activity. Gene Ontology annotation, cellular component: transcription factor TFIIH holo complex. Lineage: Eukaryota; Fungi; Ascomycota; Saccharomycetes; Saccharomycetales; Saccharomycetaceae.